AUGUCAUCGUCACCCGCCGCCGACGCCGGUGGCGAAACCGCCAACAGCAUCACCACCGUCGCGACACCAUCGCCGCAGCCCGCGCUAGGAGGCGGCACCGGCGCCGAGGAAGCUCUUCGGAAGCCCUGCAAGAAUACCCAGGGCUGGCGCAAAAUUGUGCGCAACUUUACGCCGUCAUGGUUCGCCGUCAACAUGGGUACCGGCAUCGUCUCCAUCCUCGUCCACAAUCUGCCCUAUAACGCCCCGUGGCUGCAGUACAUUUCCUACGUCAUCUUCGCCCUCAACGUCGCCCUCUUCGUCACCUUUCUUGCCAUCAGCAUCGUCCGCUACGCACUCUACCCCCGGAUUUGGAGCGCCAUGAUUGAGCACCCCGGCCAGUCUCUCUUUCUCGGCUGCUUCCCCAUGGGGUUUGCCACCAUUAUCAACAUGAUGAUCUUCUCCUGCAGCCACUGGGGAAGCUGGCUCAUCCACCUAGCCUGGGCAUUUUGGUGGGUCGACGCCCUCCUCUCCAUGGCCACCUGCAUCUCCAUGCCCUUCAUCGUCAUGCACUGGCACCGGCCGGGGCUGGAAAACACCACGGCCGCCCUGCUCCUCCCCAUUGUGCCGACCAUUGUCGCCGCCGCCACCGGCGGCAUCGUCGCCGAGGUGCUGCCCAACGCGAACCACGCCUACACCACGCUCAUCGCCUCGUACGUCCUCUGGGGCAUCGGCGAGGCCCUCUCCGCCUGCGUCCUCGCCCUCUACUUUCACCGUCUCACCGUCCACGACCUGCCCCCGCGCGACGUCAUCGUCUCCGUCUUCCUCCCCGUCGGCCCCCUCGGACAGGGCGGCUUCGGCAUCCAGCAGCUCGGCAAGGUCGCCCUCCAGCGCCUGCCCCAGACCACUGCCUUUGCCGCCGUCGGCCUCGACCCGGCCAAGGGUGCCGAGAUUCUCUACGUCCUCGGCGUCUUCCUCGCCCUCGUCAUGUGGGGGUUCGCCCUGCUCUGGGUCAGCUUCGCCCUCAUCAGCCUCGCAACGACGGCGCACUUCCCCUUCAACAUGGGCUGGUGGGGUUUCACUUUCCCCCUCGGCGUCUGGGGCACUUGUACCUCGCUCCUCGCGGCCAACCUCGACAGCCAAUUUUUCAAGGUAGCUACCAUGAUCAUCUCCCUCGCUGUUCUGCUAUUGUGGCUCAUGGUUGGCGCCCGCACUCUGCUGCUGGCUAUCCGUGGUGACAUGUUUGUCGCACCCUGUCUCAAGACGUUGCAAGAAAAGGAGGCCGCUGGAAGCCAGAGCGGGACGGAAAAGUAA
Messenger RNA from Cordyceps militaris CM01, 1290 nucleotides. Its product is annotated as C4-dicarboxylate transporter/malic acid transport protein, putative. The record is from RefSeq and is a predicted model, not a curated record. The coding region runs from base 1 to 1290 and encodes 429 amino acids. Gene Ontology annotation, biological process: transmembrane transport; sulfite transmembrane transport. Gene Ontology annotation, cellular component: plasma membrane. The transcript is spliced from 3 exons. Gene Ontology annotation, molecular function: sulfite transmembrane transporter activity. NCBI's taxonomy places the organism in Eukaryota, Fungi, Ascomycota, Sordariomycetes, Hypocreales, Cordycipitaceae.